GUAUCCAUAUCGCACCACAACAGCUUUCGACUUCAACACUGACAACCAACGGACGCACCAACCGUUCCCCCACAAGCGAUCAGGAACUGACGUGACCGUUCCAUGACACCGGAACUCAACACCUCAAUGGUGAAUCGCGAUCGAUGGAGUUCGUUACAGCCCUCCGGGGUACGUUCGACGACCAAAAGCCGUCCCUGUUCGAGCUCCUGUCCGAGCAGCAGCUGAACUCGCUCCUCCCGCCAACGCUGCGUUAUCUCCUCACCGUCGCGACCCAACGCUACCCACGCUACCUUCUGCGGGCCCUUAACUCGUUCGACGAACUCUACGCGCUUCUCAUGCUGAUAGUGGAGCGGCACUACCUCCUCACCCGCGGCGGCAGCUUCACCGAGCAUUUCUACGGCCUCAAGCGCGAGAAGAGCCUCCACGCCGAAGUACCCCGCGCCGCCUUCGCCGCCGCUCCCCUUGUCCGCGAGACUCUGAAGCUUAGCCGCGGCGAUGUUUGGCGCAACUUGGCUGUCAUGGUUGGCGUCCCCUACCUCAAGCGCAAGCUCGACGAAAGCCAUGAGAUCGAGGCCCCGAGGGCGCUGCUAGGAGCGAACUACACGCGUAUGCCGGCCAAUCCGACGGCAAAACAGAGGAUCCUGCAUUACUACAAGUCGUUCAUCCGGAACGUGUACCCCUCGGUGCACGCGGGGUACUGCUUCGCACUGUUGGCGUUUAACUUGGCGUAUCUGUUCGAUAAUUCCAAGUACCACAACCCGCUUAUGUGGCUCAUCGGCACCCGGGUGCGGCGCAUGAACGGGGCUGAUUACCGCGCUCUUGAGGAGUUGGGAAACCCAAAAAUGGGGCACCCGCCCGUGCCGUCGACAUUCUUCUCGCCGCGGACGCUGGGGCCGAGGAUCCUGGGGAGCUUGUCGGUGUUGUUGCCCACGAGCAUUUUUGCGCUCAAGUUCCUCGAGUGGUGGUACGCGUCGGAUUUUGCGAAGCAGUUGAGUCGAAAGGCCGCCGAGGACUUGGAGCUGCCGCCGCCUCUCACAAGUGGGUUGUCGGGCUUGACGGAGAAGAAGAGGACAAUCAAGGAAGGGGAUAUUGAGAACGCUCCCAUUGCCACCCCUUCGCUACUACCGAUAUACACUGUCCCUGCACUCAAGAACUCGGAGCUAUGUCCCAUUUGCGAGGACGAGAUUACGACAGCAACAGCGUGUCAGACUGGCUUGGUGUACUGUUAUACUUGUAUACACAGGUGGGUCGAAGGGAUGCAUCCCCGCCAGGAGGCCUUCAUGGUUGAGAGGACGGGGAAGUGGGAGAGUGGGCAGGGAAGGUGCGCUGUUACUGGACGGCGGGUCUUGGGCGGCACCGAAGGGCUGAGAAGGAUCAUGGUUUGAAGAGAACAUCACUGCAGAGCGGAUCUGGGUUUGUAUGAUCAUAAGCGGGCACUGCAUUGUUUACGGAGUUUUGGAGUUGCCGGGCCGAUAAAAAGGUUGUCUGUAUUUGUGUGGUAUUCUAGUACAUACUAUCCACCGAGCACUUGCUCUUCUGUGCUAAUCUUGUCAUGUGCCUAUCCUUCCGACAUCCAGACGUUCAAGGAUAAGUACUACUUGCCAUUUGUGGGG
This is a messenger RNA of Pseudomassariella vexata, 1613 nucleotides long. RefSeq names its product Pex12 amino terminal region-domain-containing protein. Gene Ontology annotation, molecular function: ubiquitin-protein transferase activity; protein binding; zinc ion binding. The transcript has 2 exons. NCBI's taxonomy places the organism in Eukaryota, Fungi, Ascomycota, Sordariomycetes, Amphisphaeriales, Pseudomassariaceae. The record is from RefSeq and is a predicted model, not a curated record. Gene Ontology annotation, biological process: protein monoubiquitination; protein import into peroxisome matrix. The coding region runs from base 144 to 1385 and encodes 413 amino acids. Gene Ontology annotation, cellular component: peroxisomal membrane; peroxisomal importomer complex.